GCCACCCCUAAGGAGGCGGGUGGCCCGGCGUCUCAUUCAUUGUCUUGACAAGAGCAUCCUCAGCGGGCCGUCUCCCGCUCCUCCGGCGCUUCCUCCUCGCUCUCGCCCUCCUCCAUUGGGGAGGUCUCCGCAGCAGGAUGAGCCGCCAGGUGGUCCGCUCCAGCAAGUUCCGCCACGUGUUUGGACAACCGGCCAAGGCCGACCAGUGCUAUGAGGAUGUACGCGUGUCACAGACCACCUGGGACAGUGGCUUCUGCGCUGUCAACCCCAAGUUUGUGGCCCUGAUCUGUGAAGCCAGCGGGGGAGGGGCCUUCCUGGUGCUGCCCCUGGGCAAGACUGGACGUGUGGACAAGAAUGUGCCCACGGUCUGUGGCCACACAGCCCCCGUGCUGGACAUCGCCUGGUGCCCGCACAACGAUAACGUCAUUGCCAGUGGCUCUGAAGAUUGCACAGUCAUGGUAUGGGAGAUCCCCGAUGGGGGCCUGGUGCUGCCCAUGCGGGAGCCUGUGGUCACGCUGGAGGGCCACACCAAGCGUGUGGGCAUCGUUGCCUGGCACCCCACAGCCCAGAAUGUGCUGCUCAGUGCAGGUUGUGACAACGUGAUCCUGGUGUGGGACGUGGGCACCGGGGCGGCAGUGCUGACGCUGGGCGCGGACGUGCACCCGGACACCAUCUACAGCGUGGACUGGAGCCGGGACGGCGCCCUCAUCUGCACCUCGUGCCGCGACAAGCGCGUGCGCCUCAUCGAGCCCCGCAAAGGCACUGUAGUAGCCGAGAAGGACCGUCCUCACGAGGGGACCCGGCCGGUGCGAGCCGUGUUUGUCUCUGACGGGAAGAUCCUGACCACGGGCUUCAGCCGCAUGAGCGAGCGGCAGGUGGCGCUGUGGGACACGAAGCAGCUGGAGGAGCCGCUGUCCCUGCAGGAGCUGGACACCAGCAGCGGCGUCCUGCUGCCCUUCUUUGACCCCGACACCAACAUUGUCUACCUCUGUGGCAAGGGUGACAGCUCCAUCCGCUACUUCGAGAUCACUUCCGAGGCCCCGUUCCUGCACUAUCUCUCCAUGUUCAGCUCCAAGGAGUCCCAGCGCGGCAUGGGCUACAUGCCCAAACGUGGCCUGGAGGUGAACAAGUGUGAGAUUGCCAGGUUCUACAAGCUGCAUGAGCGCAAAUGUGAGCCCAUCGCCAUGACAGUGCCCAGAAAGUCGGACCUGUUCCAGGAGGACCUGUACCCGCCCACUGCAGGGCCUGACGCCGCCCUCACGGCCGAGGAGUGGCUGGGGGGUCGGGAUGCUGGGCCCCUCCUCAUUUCCCUCAAGGAUGGCUACGUGCCCUCAAAGAGCCGGGAGCUGAGGGUCAACCGGGGCCUGGACACUGGGCGCAGGAGGACAGCACCAGAGGCCAGUGGCACUCCGAGCUCGGAUGUCGUGUCCCGGCUGGAGGAGGAGGUGAGGAAGCUCCAGGCCACGGUGCAGGAGCUCCAGAAGCGCUUGGAUAGGCUGGAGGAGACAGUCCUGGCCAAGUAGAGACUCCGGGGCCUUAGCUGGGGUCCACCGCAUCGCCUCCCUCCGCGUCCUUCCCCCCCUCCCCCCGCUCCUUUCCUCCCACUCCUUAGGCCACAGUGGCAGAUAAAAUAAAAUGGCUUUAUUUUCUGGUA
Messenger RNA from Eptesicus fuscus (big brown bat), 1654 nucleotides. RefSeq names its product coronin 1A (gene CORO1A). The transcript has 11 exons. Lineage: Eukaryota; Metazoa; Chordata; Mammalia; Chiroptera; Vespertilionidae. Gene Ontology annotation, biological process: cell migration; actin filament organization. Bases 138 to 1523 code for a protein of 461 amino acids. Gene Ontology annotation, molecular function: actin filament binding. The record is from RefSeq and is a predicted model, not a curated record.